Molecule: messenger RNA, 1539 nt
Organism: Symbiodinium sp. CCMP2592
Lineage: Eukaryota; Dinophyceae; Suessiales; Symbiodiniaceae
Source: the annotation of a GenBank genome assembly
AUGCACAAGCAUGCCCUGGGUAAGCCUGCGCAUCACGGUUUCGCUUUGUUGCCAAGCUUUCAAAACAUCACACUGGCAAUCGACAUCGGCUUGGGGCGCAUUGUCUUCAAGAGCUUUGGCCAUGGCAACAGCUCAGAACUAGACGGUCUGACCGUCCUAGUCAACACAAGGAACCUCAACCAGGCUGCAACGGCUCUUGACCGGAUCUGGUGCAUCUAUGAGGUCUACCUCACCCACAGCCUGGAGAAGCCUUUCACCCUGAACUUCAAGCUGGGACCUCUCGUGGGCGUGGUUCAGGAAACGAAAGAAAAGGAUUCAUGGGUCUUCCACAUCUUCAAAAUGCUGCAGCACAUCGACGUCCAGCAGGCCGAUGCUACCAAUCCAGACGACUACCGCAAGAUCAUGGGAGAAAUCGCAAACUUUCAGAGCCGGGACGGGCGCAGCGGGCCCCAGGCGCUCAACCGCAUCGUGAAAGCCAUGCUCGGAUCACAGGCCAUCUUCACCCUGGCACGUCGAGGCGACAUGGGCGCGGUUCGCCGGGCGCUGGAGCUGGACGCUGACCCGAAUAUCCCUGACACGCUGGGGAUCCGACCCCUCACGUACGCUGCCGGCAACGGCCAUGACGAGGUGGUUCAGACGCUUAUCGCCGGCAAGGCUGACGUGCGUGCCCAGAGGGGUGCCAACGAGGUGUUGGCCAUGUUUUCACCGAACCGGGCAGAGCGGCGACGAUGUAUCGACUUCGUGCGAGCGUUGGAUGAGGCAGAAACGGGCGGAGUGCACAGCCAGGCAAUUAGCAGGGCGUUGCUCCAGCACACCACCUCCCGAUGUCAAGAUCUCACAUCUGCACUCGAUGCCGAUAACGCGGAGUUGCGGCUGGAGGUGGUGCGCGAGCUGCGAUCUCUGCUGCACGCUCUGGUUGACCACCGGAACAAGCUCAUGCGAGACCAGGAAGAGGAUCCGGCUGCACGGGAUCCCGAGGAUCCCGCCUCUGGGGAGGACGAGCGAAUCGCCAUCGGGCGCCAUGCAAGGAGCCUCGCACCGUACAUGGCGGAUCCCGAUCCAAGAGUUCGCAUCGCCGUGGUGGAAGCCGUCACAAGCAUCAAGGCCUUCGACCUCUCCUGCCUGAAGGUUCCCAAGCGGAUGAUCCAGGAGGACGACCUUCACAUCGUCAUCAACUCAUCUGAGAAGCUGAAUGUCGUCCACCUUGCCGCGAUGCAGCCGUACCCCAACGCUUUGUACAUGCUCGCGACGGGCGUCGACUGGGCUCUGGAGCCAAAGGCUCUCAGGGCCUUAGACGGGCUCGGCAGAAAUAUCGCGCACCUGGCAGUUAAGAGCGGCCACCUCGAAUGCCUGGCUAUGAUGGUUGGAGAGCAGAAGCUUCCUCGCUCGAGCCUGAUGCUCAAGGACUCCGAAGGGCGCACGCCGGUCCACUAUGCGGCUCUAAAUGGCGACUCGGGGAGCCUGCGGGCGUUCGUAGAUCUUGCAAGCCUGACGCCGGGGGAGCUGUGCCCAGGGUGGAACUUAAAAAGAUUUCCGUAA